Egretta garzetta (little egret) is the source of this 4433-nucleotide messenger RNA. It is a transcript of the gene NAP1L1, whose product is annotated as nucleosome assembly protein 1 like 1. The record is from RefSeq and is a predicted model, not a curated record. The transcript has 15 exons. NCBI's taxonomy places the organism in Eukaryota, Metazoa, Chordata, Aves, Pelecaniformes, Ardeidae. Gene Ontology annotation, cellular component: chromatin; nucleus. Bases 114 to 1292 code for a protein of 392 amino acids. Gene Ontology annotation, biological process: nucleosome assembly. Gene Ontology annotation, molecular function: histone binding; chromatin binding.
UGAGUAAGACCUGAGUCUUCCAGGCUGAGACCGUGUUCUUUAAUUCAGAACUCCAGAUCUUUAAGGAAGCUUUGGCUUACUGUACUGUCAGUCUGGGUUUGAAAUCUAGGAGAAUGGCAGACAUAGACAACAAAGAACAGUCUGAACUUGAUCAACAGGAUAUGGAAGAUGUUGAAGAAGUAGAAGAAGAAGAAACUGGUGAAGAUGCCAACAGUAAAGCUCGGCAGCUGACUGUGCAGAUGAUGCAAAAUCCUCAGAUUCUUGCAGCCCUUCAGGAAAGACUUGAUGGUCUGGUAGGAACAUCUACAGGCUACAUAGAAAGCUUGCCUAAAGUUGUUAAAAGACGUGUGAAUGCUCUCAAGAACCUUCAAGUUCAGUGUGCACAGAUAGAAGCAAAGUUCUAUGAGGAAGUUCAUGAGCUGGAAAGAAAGUAUGCUGCUCUCUAUCAGCCCUUAUUUGACAAGCGAAGUGAAAUCAUCAAUGCAAUUUAUGAACCUACAGAGGAAGAAUGUGAAUGGAAAGCAGAUGUUGAAGAAGAAAUUUCAGAAAUGAAAGAGAAAGCCAAGCUUGAAGAAGAAAAAAAGGAUGAAGAAAAAGAAGACCCUAAAGGAAUUCCUGAGUUUUGGCUGACAGUAUUCAAGAACGUGGACUUGCUCAGUGAUAUGGUUCAGGAACAUGAUGAACCUAUCCUGAAACACCUAAAAGAUAUAAAAGUGAAAUUUUCAGAAGUUGGACAGCCUAUGAGUUUCACAUUAGAAUUUCAUUUUGAACCAAAUGACUACUUCACAAAUGAAGUAUUGACAAAGACAUAUAGAAUGAGGUCAGAGCCAGAUGAUUCUGAUCCCUUCUCCUUUGAUGGACCGGAAAUCAUGGGUUGUACAGGUUGCCAAAUAGACUGGAAAAAAGGAAAGAAUGUUACUUUGAAAACCAUUAAGAAGAAGCAGAAACAUAAGGGUCGCGGAACAGUUAGAACAGUGACAAAAACUGUUUCUAACGACUCUUUCUUCAACUUCUUUAGUCCUCCUGAAGUUCCUGAAAGUGGAGACCUGGAUGAUGAUGCAGAGGCAAUCCUUGCUGCAGACUUUGAAAUAGGUCAUUUCUUGCGUGAACGUAUAGUCCCCCGAUCAGUGUUAUACUUCACAGGAGAAGCUAUUGAAGAUGAUGAUGAUGAUUAUGACGAAGAAGGUGAAGAGGCAGAUGAUGAGGAAGGGGAAGAAGAAGCAGAUGAAGAAAAUGAUCCUGAUUACGAUCCAAAAAAGGAUCAAAACCCAGCAGAAUGCAAGCAGCAGUGAAGCAGUGUGUACGUGGCCUUGAGGAUUACCUGCACUGUAAUAGCCUAAACACAACUAUUAGUUACUUACAGCCUUAUGUUUUGUAUCUUGGUAGAAUUAAGUAACCAAUUUGUUAAAAAAAGAAAUCAAACACAUAAGAACCAGUUUAAAAUGUAGGUUCAAUCUACCUAGCAUUUUAACAGUAUAAUUUUCUGCCAAUAUGUAGAAUGCAGUAAAUCCCCUAAAGCAUGAAUGUUAAUUCAUUGCUACAUAGUUUGGUUCUUGUGAAGUCUUUGUCAUGUAGCUAUUAGACUGCAGCUGUAAAGAUUAUCAGAACUGUUAUUUGAGACCAAUAUUUGUUUAGAGAAAACUCUCUCCUGAAGAACCAACCAAAGUAUUUUUCAGCCCAGUAGUCUGAACGGGUUUAAGUCUGCUUGCACUAGCUGUGCCUUCAUUACUUUGUUAUAGAAAUGGCAGUGACUUGUACUAACUAGGAGAUGAUGACGCAUUUUGAAUUUGACUACUUGAGAAGACUAGUAUAACUUGUUUAAUUUCCAACGAGACCACAUUAAACAUUCAUAACUGUCAGCUUGUUUAUGCUAUGGGUUUUGUAUUUUAUGUGACAUAGUGAUCUACAGAAGAAACCUAGUCAUCAUAUUAAGGUUAUUGUUUACCACUGGGGUGUGAAUAAAACCUAGUAUUUUCAGAAGCUAGUCUUGUUUUAUUAUGAUGUGUGUAUCUGCAUGUGUAAACUGGUAAGGCAUAUCUUUCAUGCUGCAGUUCACUUUUUACUAGAUAAAAAAGUUGAGAGUUACUGAGGAGUAAAUCAUAUAGCAUUUUAAAAACAAACACAAUAGCUUGGGAAGUUUGAUCUAUGCUUUCCAUUUGCAGUGUGAUAUUUGUGGAUCUGAGCUAGAUGUUUCAGUGAUUGGUCAACAUUGCUGUUUUGGAGAAGACAAGUUUUUAGAAGUGGGGCUAGAUCUGAUAAAGGACUUCGGUGUUGCCAUGCCUGACUCUAAGGCAUUGGUUAUUAGUAUGAAAUCUGGAACCAAGAAAGGUGCCUUGGAUUUCCAGUCUGUGUAGACAGAGUUAGGUUGUCCUGAACAAAAUCUGCCCUGCAGCCUAAGGGAGUGCUAGAAGACCCAGCUGUAUUCUAGUUUGUGCACGCUGUAUCGAGCAUCUGCAGAGCAGGAUACAAACCCAAAGGAAUUCCUCUCUCCUCACCUAAUGUUCUGUUCACUAUGCUUAGUUUGCAUGUUCGGGUUCAUACUUUGUCUGUAUUGAAUGUUAAUUGUCAGUUGAAACAUAUAGGCUAGGAGAUCUUUCCCACACUAACCUUCCCUCUAGUCUAGCAGUGGAGGUGCUCUUGAGAUGAAUGUGCUCAGCUUGAAGAAACCAUGAACUGAUGUCUGCCGCUUGAGUUUUCCCAGUCAGUAAGAUUUUACUGUACUCUGUGCAGUCCUGUCCUUCACAUAACUAUAGAAGUUCUGAUCUUCUAAUCAAGUACCCAGAUCGCUUUUUGAGGGAUGGAAAGGUCCUCGUAGGGUUGGAAAGAAAUGUCCAGCCUAGUCAUGGAUCUAUUUCUGCAGUAGCUACUCUUUUUUUUUUUGCCUUUUUUUUCCUUGCCACUGAUAUGACUUAGCCAUAAAGGGUUAAAAGUAAGAGGCAACAGCCACAUGAGGAUGGGGCUGGUGGAAGUUUCUCUAGCAUGUCUCUUGCUUGGAGGGUAAGUAAUACAGAAUGAAGCUUAUCCCAAAGGGCCCUGCUGAAUCCUCAGCCCCCCUGAGAGGAAGAAGCUCUAGUGUGCUCUGACUAAACUGAUUUUUUUUUUUUAAUGCCUUGAAGCUUAAAUACCACACUGCUUCAUUUCAGAAUCCCUGUCAGGCUUCAUCUUUCUCCUCUCUGGAUAUUUAUGGAUUUGGGAGAAGGAGCUCUUUUUAUCUGUAGCUGUAUAUAAAAUAGUACUGUUGAAGCUGUGCUUUUAGGGGUAACCCAUAAAUCAUAGCGUACAAAAAUACAGUAGUGGAAGGUUAACAUCACACUCUCUGGUAGCUGUGUGUUAAAGUAGAUGUGGUUGUGUUCUUGUGAUGCAGUAAAUCCUGGCAGAAUAUGCUUAUCCUUCGAGGCAUUGACCCUGCCGGGUGUUUGGCUAUCACUUGGUCUCUUCUCUGAACGUCUCCCAAGAUUAAGUUUAAACUUAAAACUUCAGGGCAUGCGGAGACCAAACUGAUGGUGUGUUAUGAGGUUGAGCAAUCAUUAAUACUGGGCUUUGGGGUUCAUACUUUUGGACAUGAGAAGUAUCUGAAGUCCUUAUUUAGAUCUAGCCCAUUUUUACUAACAGCAUCUGGCAACUGUAUCUUAAAAAGAGAAAGCACUGUUAAAAGUUGUCCGAUGCAUUUCAGAAGUUACUGUUCUUGAGAAAUUUGGCUUGUGUUUUGAUUGCUUUCUCAUUAAAUAUCUUCCUAUCACACAACGGGAUACAAUAUUUGAAAAGGAGUUGGUAGAUAUCAAAGUUCACCUGCAGCCUGCAAGAUUCAGAGCCAUGAAUCCAUCUCUGUUGCCAAAUUUUGGUAAGCUUCUCUCUAAAUUGACUUGCUAGUUCUAAAUCAGCAGUUCUUGUGCUCUCCAGACUGCAGCAAAAGGAAGGAUAUAAUCAUACAAAUUGAGGUGCCAGUUCUUAUGGCAUCAGUUAAAUAAAAACUGGUUUGGUGCUUAAUGUAGUUUUGUGAUCGAUGACACUUUUGCUUAGCAAUUCUGAAAGGCAGUACGUAGCAGGAACAUUAAACUUGCAACACUGACUGGAGUAUUGUGACUCAUUCUUUUCACUUCUCAUGGAUUUAUACCAGCUGUAGAUAAACUGUUUAGUAUUUGAGGAAGAUAAGUUACCUUGUUAACGAGUUCAGGCCAGGAAAAAGUGUCACUGAAAUGGGAUUUCUUGAUCAGUUGUGGCGGUACUGCACCAAAAUUUAAGACCUGUGUAAAUGAUGUCUUCUGUUCAGUUUAGGUUGUUGUAUUGAAGGGAGAAUUAUCUUGGGGAAAAAUGGAGCGUUGGUGAGGAAAAAGGUGGGAGAAUUAACUCAGACUUUAGAUAAGAGGGAAGGGCACUCAGAGCUUGUGCUUCUUGGAGAGGGAUGCAUCUUGGUAACUCUGCACUCUCAGUAA